Messenger RNA from Prorocentrum cordatum, 1577 nucleotides. NCBI's taxonomy places the organism in Eukaryota, Dinophyceae, Prorocentrales, Prorocentraceae. The record is from the annotation of a GenBank genome assembly.
AGCCACCUUGGCCCGAGCGGGCCUGCACAGGAGAUCCCUCAGCUCGCUCCCGGGCCUGCGGCAGGCCAUGUCCGCGGCGGUGCCCGCCCUCCCCGCAGCCCACGCGCCCCAUCCCGGCAGCCCCGCCGUGGCUUCGGCGGCUCCGGGAGGUGGCGCCGUGGCUGCCGUCGCGGCGGCCACAGCAGCCGCCAUGCUGACGUCGCCCCCGGCCCCAGCCUCUGUGUCCGAGCCGAUCGCCAGUGCCUUCACCCAGGCAGCCCCGACGACUGCAGCCCCAAGGGACCCGACCGCAGCCACGACGGCCAGCCCGGUGACCUACCAGUGGGCGCCGCCCGACGCCUCGCCAGCUGCACCACAGCCGGCAGCCCAGGCGGCAUGGCACGCCGUGGCAGCCCCGCGCACGAUAGUUGCCGUUCCGCGGCAGGCCGUGCCGGUGCAGCAACAGCUGGGGCCAGUGGAGAGCACGGAGGCGCCCACGGCGCACGCUCCGUCUGCUGGAGUCUCCGCCGGAGUCUCCGCUGGAGUCUCCGCUGCGACGAUUGCCGCCAGCGAGGCUGCGCCCACGCCCGUUGUGGUGGCGACCGGCGCGGAGGCCUGCGCCGCCGCGAGGCUGGCCCAGGCUGCCAUGACCCAGCGACCGCAGCAGCAAUACCCGGCCGCCUCCGCUGGCGCUGCAGCCCAGCCGCUGGCAGCGGCCACCGCCCAGGAGCCGCGCCAGGCCCACCAGCUCCGGCCCGUGGCUUCCUUCGUGCCCGUGACGCUGCGGCCCUCCGCCAGCGCCGCGUCCAUCGUAGCGGCGCCCGUGCACGGGCCGGCAGUGUACGCCGCCGACGUGCUCCGCCACGGGGAGGUGGUGCCCGUGGCGCUGGCUUCGCGGCCCCUGUGCCCAACUUUCGCGCAUGCACCAGUGGUGGUUGCGGCAAGCGCGGCUGCGGCCCACGCGGGCCCGCUGCCCCCGUCCAUGCUGUACUCGUUCUAUCCCAAGGCGCAGCAGGAGGCGGCGGAGAAGGUCGCGGUGCUCGCCGUGCCAGAGGGGCAGCAGAAGGUGAAGGUGGUGCGGAAGCAGAAGGGCGCGUGCCUGUGCUGAAGGAGCGCGGGCUAACGUCGACGCUCUGAAUGCUGAAUGAGUGCCUGUGGCAUCGUAGGAACGUUUGUUUUCGUCUACAUUCCCCGUGCCGACCCCGUGCUCCUCUCCCCUCUGCUCUCGUAUUGGCUCUCCCUUCGCCGCCGCCCAUCGGUAUUUUACCCCGCUGGAGCACGUGCGGCGGAAUACUUCGCCGCUGAUAAUGUUUUGUGCGUGCAGGCAUGCAGGGCCAAUGCUUAUUAAUUCGCAGGUGCAUGCCGAGGGGGAGAGGCCUCUUUCGGCAUGAUUCAUGAAAGUGGUGGCAACAAUUGAGAGCUCUCCCCGUGUGUGUGUGCAAUGCUUCGAGCACGGUUCGGGCGCGACGAUUGGAGCACCAAUGCGUGCCGUCCAACAAGUGGCUGAGCCUUCCUCCAGCUCGAUCUGAUCCUCCUCAUCAUCUUCUUCCCUCCCCUCGUGCUCCCACUCCCACCCCCUAGACCUCCGACGUCGUGUG